AUGCCAGAAGUGCAGCAAUCAGGGGAGAGAUCGAGCUCGCGAUCUUCUUCCUUCGAGAAAGGCUUCCAAGACUAUCCUUUGACGGUGCUGGAGCAUGAAACUGACACUGACAGCAGCCACUUGGUCCUGGUAGGGCGGGAAAGCUCCGACGUCCGGCCCGAUGCAGCCACGAGGGAACCUCUGCUGCCAACCUCCACCCCGAAUCUAAAUCGACAGCAACCGCCCGAGAAAUUCUCAUGCUCAAUAUCUGGUAUCCGCACUUGGGUCAAAGGUCCCUUUCCACCAUUUGAGUACAAAAUCACUCCAUGGCUAGGCCGCUGGCAGACGGCUCCCGCCCGUUAUGUGGAGCAUCACUUUCCAAGUGCCCGUGCCAAAGUAUUGCUUCUUGUGGCUUGCAUCACCGUCUGGGGAGUGGUGUUUGUGUCUCUCCUGCAUUCUUCAAUUACCGGACAGGAGCUUGCUGGAUAUGGAGUCCCAGUCAAGCUAUCUUGUCAUUCCCGACUCUGGUAUAAUUCCACGGAAUGCGGUCUCAAUGGAGAGACUUGUCUUCCAUUUGAUAAUGGUGGUUUCGCCUUUCGCUGCCCCGCCAGCUGCAAAGAUGCGAUCUUGCUUGAGCCCUAUGUUGUAGGGCCCCAAGAGUACAACUACCGUCCCCUUGUCAUCGGAGGAUCCUUUGCGAACAAAUCAAUCACAGACAGCCCCAGGAAUCUCGGCAUCUACCGUGGCGACUCAGCCAUAUGCCCAGCUGCCCUCCAUGCCGGCCUUGCUGAUGACCAAACCGGCGGCUGUGGUGUGCUCCGCCGAACAGGCGAGCACAGCGACUACCCUUCCAUCUUGAAAAAUGGGAUCAGGAGUAUUGGCUUCCCAUCCUCGUUUCCGCUCUCCUUUACCUUCGAAGCCGACCCAUCCGGAGGAUCUAGUUGUCGAGACCAGCGCUGGAUGCUCUUCACCUUUUCUCUCAUCACCACCAUACUUCUCUCCCUCUUCACCACCUCCUCGGCGAGCUUCUUCGCAUCAGUUUACUUCAUCGUCUUUUUCCAAGUGGCCCUGUCAUCAGACCCUCCUUAUUCUCCGAGCUAUCUGGAGAUUGUCUCCACUGCUCUCGGCCGUUUUCUCCCGUGCGCUAUCGUCGGCUGGGCCAUGUACCACUUCGUUGUGCGGCGCACGCUCCACGACCUCUCCGCCCGCUGGGACCAGACCAUCCUCUGGCUCGGCCCCUGCUGGGUCGGUGCCCUGAACACCGACACAUUCGACAAGAUCCCCAUCUCCCGCCUCACGCCACAUGACAUCCAGCAACAGCCCGGUGCGAUCCCCGCCCUGAUCAUCAUCGUCGCCUGCCUCGUUCUCAUCGUGCUCACCCAAGCCCUCGCCUUCCGCAAGGAGGGUCGCCUCCCGCAGAUGCUCACCCUCUACGCUAUAUUCCUCGGGGCCAUCAUUGUGCUCCUUCUCGUGCCUGACAUGAACCUCCGCAUCCACCACUACAUCCUCAGUCUUCUGUUCCUGCCAGGCACAGCUCUGCGGACCCGCCCGAGUCUGGUGUACCAGGGCCUGCUAGUGGGGCUCUUCAUCAACGGCAUUGCGCGGUGGGGGUUUGACUCCAUCCUGCAGACCAGCGCCGCAUUGUUGGAGGGCGCGCAGCUGGGGAGCGUCUUGCCCGCGAUUGGAGCGCCGGUGGUGCUGGGAAGCGACCAGAUCGCUUUUGCGGUGCGGAGGGAGAAUUUGGUGAUAACCAAUGGCCCGGACACAUCCGUCGGGGACGGGAUCAGUAUUCUGGUCAACGACGUCGAGCGGUACAGGAGCUUCUGGCCAGAAUUGCUGGAUGGUGAGGGUGCUGAUGCUGUUGCUGGGGCCCCCGCGGGAGCAGGGGAGGGAUUGUUCAAUUGGACGAGAAGGGUAGAGGGCGAGGACGAGUAUUUUCGAUUCGCUUUCGUGCGAUUGAAUGCCUUGGGCGGGUUCUGGUAUGAAGAUUUCACGAAACCCGUGGUGUGGACGAAGGACGGGCUGUGGAAGGCGCCGGAGGAGCUUGAGAAGAAAACCGAGGGUGGGGGAGAGCAUAAUGGGAAGGAGGAGCUGAGCUCGAACUAA
Messenger RNA from Aspergillus saccharolyticus JOP 1030-1, 2085 nucleotides. RefSeq names its product LCCL domain protein. The transcript is spliced from 2 exons. The record is from RefSeq and is a predicted model, not a curated record. Lineage: Eukaryota; Fungi; Ascomycota; Eurotiomycetes; Eurotiales; Aspergillaceae. The coding region runs from base 1 to 2085 and encodes 694 amino acids.